CCAAAACCCCACCCCGCCACCCUCCCUAUAAAAACCCCCUGCCCACAAUCUCUCUCUCUCUGUUAUCUUCUCCAAUGGAGACUCCAGCACUCCUCCUCUGGUCCACCGCCGCCUCCCCCUCCUCCUCCCAAGAGAACAGAAACGAUGGCGCCGCCCAGAACCACCUUCCAACGCCGCCAGAUUCGGCGCCAAAGGACUCCUUCCCGGCGAGGCCGAAGCCGAGGAAGGCCUCUAAGCGCCCCCCUCAGCGAGGCCUCGGCGUCGCCCAGCUCGAGCGUCUGCGCCUCCAGGAGCGCUGGAAGAAGAUCACCGAGAUAGACCCCACCCGCGAGAUCCAGCCCUUCCCGGGCCAGCUCCCCGCCUAUGAUUACCCCGCCGCCGUCUCCGGCGGCGGGUUGGUGCAGGCGCCGGGAAUGUGGUACAUCCAGCGGUGCCCGCCAGCAAGCCAGGGGCUGGUCGGGCGAUCGGUGCUCCACGAGCAGUACGCGUUAGAUCGGUACCGGAGGGGGAGUGGAGAGGGCCGGUUCCAGGUCGGGAGUCCGUUUCCAGAGCCCCCUUCAAACCAAAAAAUGCAGUGCGUCACCGAUCAGUGCGAGUUCUGUGCCAGGAAGAAGCGUCUAUUUGGGAUGAAUCCAGGGUUCAUCGGACAACACAAUGGCGUCGAUUACUUCGAAAUGGAUCUGGCCGCCGCCAUGGGCGUCGAUCAGGAAUCGCAAAGCGUUUCCGGAUGUGGGCAGAGAAGGGGGAAAUCGGUGACGGAGAGCAGCGAGGUGAAGGAGUUCGAUUUCUUCCCUCGGAGCCGGAGCGCGUCCUUCGGACAUUCCGAGUUGGGGAAUCGGAUAGCCGGCGACGCCUCCUCCUCCUCGACCUCUUCUUCUUCCGCCGCUUCUCCUAGUUUUCUCGACCUCUCUCUUAAACUCUCCAUCUAAGGAGUCGUUCUCCUCCUUCUCUUCGACUUGUUUGUUCUUGUUCUUGUUGUUUUGUUUUUGUUUUUUUUGCCCCUCAGUCCAGCUUCUUGGUUCUCCGUUAUUAAUGUUUCUGGCUUUUCAUUUGCA
This is a messenger RNA of Elaeis guineensis (African oil palm), 1055 nucleotides long. RefSeq lists its product as uncharacterized. The record is from RefSeq and is a predicted model, not a curated record. Gene Ontology annotation, molecular function: DNA-binding transcription factor activity. Lineage: Eukaryota; Viridiplantae; Streptophyta; Magnoliopsida; Arecales; Arecaceae.